Molecule: messenger RNA, 3471 nt
Organism: Megalops cyprinoides (Indo-Pacific tarpon)
Lineage: Eukaryota; Metazoa; Chordata; Actinopteri; Elopiformes; Megalopidae
Product: rho GTPase-activating protein 44-like
Exons: 22
Coding region: 215-3133 (972 amino acids)
Biological process (GO): regulation of actin cytoskeleton organization; neurotransmitter receptor transport, endosome to postsynaptic membrane; modification of dendritic spine
Cellular component (GO): presynaptic active zone; intracellular anatomical structure; dendritic spine
Molecular function (GO): protein binding; GTPase activator activity
Source: RefSeq, a predicted model, not a curated record
UCCAGCAUCUCUGAGCAGGGGAGCAGGCGAUUAGGGCAUGGAAAUGCAGUGAAUUUGUUAAUUUAAAUUUUUUGCAACGUGUUUUCGACUGCCAUGAAGAAGAAGGGUUGUCGCAGGGUGGAUUGUCUAGCUACACGCUGCGAAGUCUUGAUGGUUCGUCAAUGAGAAAUGCCGAGUCCUUUUCACUAUUGGGGUUAACGCAGAAAAAUACAAGAUGAAGAAACAAUUCAAUCGAAUGCGACAGCUCGCUAACCAAACAGUGGGCAGGGCAGAGAAGACAGAAGUAUUAAGUGAAGACCUGCUACAGGUGGAGAAGCGCUUGGAGCUGGUCAAGCAGGUGUCCCACAGCACUCACAAGAAGCUCACCGCCUGCCUGCAGGGUCAGCAAGGAGUGGACGUGGACAAGAGAUCGGUCAGGUCACCCUCUAAAAAGCUGCCACUGACAACACUGGCCCAGUGUCUGGUGGAGGGAGCCGCGGUGUUGGGGGAUGACUCUCUGCUAGGGAAGAUGCUGAAGCUGUGCGGGGAGACGGAGGACAGGCUAGCCCAGGAGCUCAUCCUGUUCGAGUUCCAGAUCGAGAGGGACGUCAUCGAGCCCCUUUACAUGCUCGCUGAGGUGGAAAUCCCCAACAUCCAGAAACAGAGGAAACAUUUAGCCAAGCUGGUCCUGGACAUGGACUCCGCCCGCACGCGGUGGCAGCAGUCCUCCAAGUCGUCGGGUCUGUCCAGCAACACGCAGCCGACGGGGGCCAAGGCCGAUGCCCUGAGGGAGGAGAUGGAGGAGGCAGCCAACCGCAUGGAGAUCUGCAGGGAUCAAUUAUCAGCCGAUAUGUACAACUUUGUGGCCAAAGAAAUAGACUAUGCAAACUACUUUCAGACACUAAUUGAGGUCCAGGCCGAAUAUCACAGGAAGUCGUUAGAGCUCCUCCAGAGCGUCCUGCCCCAGAUCAAAGCACACCAGGAGGCCUGGGUAGAGAAGCCAUGCUAUGGGAAACCCCUGGAGGAGCACCUGUCCAUCAGUGGGAGGGAGAUCGCCUUCCCCAUCGAGGCUUGCGUGACCAUGCUGCUGGAGUGUGGGAUGCAGGAGGAGGGGCUGUUCAGAGUGGCUCCCUCUGCGUCCAAGCUGAAGAAGCUGAAAGCCUCGCUGGACUGCGGGGUCCUGGACGUGCAGGAGUACUCCGCCGACCCCCACGCCAUCGCAGGUGCCCUGAAAUCAUACCUACGCGAGCUCCCUGAGCCCCUGAUGACCUUUGAACUCUACGACGAGUGGAUCCAGGCUUCCAACAUUCAGGAUCAGGACAAGAGGCUUCAGGCAUUGCUGACAGCGUGCGAGAAGUUACCCAAGGCCAACAGUAACAAUUUCAGAUAUUUGAUAAAAUUCCUGGCCAAGUUAAAUGAGUACCAGGAUGCGAACAAGAUGACCGCAGGGAACAUCGCCAUCGUGCUGGGGCCGAACCUGCUGUGGACGCGCACCGAAGGGAACAUCACAGAGAUGAUGACCACCGUGUCCCUGCAGAUUGUGGGCAUAAUCGAGCCGAUCAUCCAGCACGCCGACUGGUUCUUCCCUGGAGAGAUCGAAUUCAACGUGACGGGGAACUACGGCAGCCCCGUCCACACCAACCACAACGCCAACUACAGCUCCAUGCCCUCGCCGGACAUGGACCAUGCCGACCGCAAGCAGCACGACCAGGGCCGCCGCCCGCUCAGCGUCGCCACCGACAACAUGAUGCUGGAGUUCUACAAGAAGGACGGCAUCAGGAAGAUCCAAAGCAUGGGUGUCAGGGUGAUGGACACGUCUUGGGUGUCCCGCAGGGGCUCUUCUAUCGCGCGCAAGACCUCCUCCACCCCCCCGAGCGUGCAGCCCCCCGCCCCGCCCGCUGACUCGCUCAUCCCCGAACAGCCGGGCGAGCAGUCCGCCUCCCCCUCCCCCACUCCUCCUCCCGCUAGCGGUGACCGGGCCAGCUCGGACGAUGCGUCUUCCAAUUGGUCGGAUUCCUGUUACGCCUACCCUUCCCCAGAGGAGGAGAGACUGCCCCCUCCUUACCCCUCCUCCUCCUCCUCCUGCUUCCCCCCUCCUCACCAUUUCCACCCCAAAACACAGCCCUGCGCGCGGCCCGUCGCCCCCGGCCCCGAGUCCGUGCCCCCCGGGCCUUCCCCUCCCCCCUCCCGCUGGACUGUCUACAGCGCCCCCCUCCCGCCUCCGACCUCCCCCUCACCCCAGCAGCUUGACAUAAACUCUAACCCCAAACCCAGCUUUCUGCACCUCCCCAAGCAGGGCUCCCUCUCCGACGCACCGCAUGCGCCCCUCCUGUUCGAAACUAACGUCUCACCCCUCUACAUCAAAACCCCCCUCGUGCUAACCCGACACGACCCGUCCCUCGGAAACCCCCCUAGCCUACUCCCGUCCGCCCCUUUGCAGUGGGCCGCCUGUGGCUGUAGCCGAGACAGAGGAACCAACCUGACUAGUACCCUGAAGAACAAAGAGCUCUCUCCUGUGAUUGGGCAGAAGGCUGCUCAGACUGCGGGUCCCUCAGCCAAUAGUGGACAGGCACAGCCACCCACCGAGCAGAGCCCUCACACCCUGCGCAAAGUGAACAAGAAGCUGGCCCCCAUUCCGCCCAAGGUGCCGUUUGGCCAGUCGGGGGGGGUGUCGGACCAGUCGACAGGUCAGCCUUCGCCAGUCAGCCUGUCCCCCACCCCUCCCAGCACCCCCUCCCCGUACGGAUUCGGCUACCCCCAGGGGUAUGCCACCAUCGCCUCCCCUGGCCAGGCCGCGUCGACAGCGCCCCCUUCCCUGUCCUCCCCUCCGUCCCUCACCGGCACGCUCACCAAAUCCCGGCCCACCCCCAAGCCCCGGCAGAGGCCCAGCCUGCCCCCUCCCCAGCCCCCCGGCGCCCCCGGACUGCCCGCCUCGGGCCCCCAGGCCCUGGAGCACAGCCUGCUGGAUGGAAUGUCCCCUGGGGAGAGCAUGUCCACAGAUUCUCUCUCAAGCCUGGAAAUUCCCACCAUCAAUGUUGAACCGGACGGCCUCCUCGACGAACCCAUGGGCGCCCCCUUUAGGAACUCUGUGGCAGCGGCAGACCCGGCCGGCAAGGCCGAGUCUGAGGAGGAAUCGGAGAGCACGGCACUAUGACACCCAAACCCCACCCCCUCUCCCCACAUGGCCCCGCCCACCUGGUCCUCCUCCUUCAGUUGUUCAUAAGAGUCUUGCUCUACUACUGAGGCCCAUGAACGAUUCGGGCCACCCCGGAACCCGUCCCCAGACGAGAACCAGCUCCGCUCCUCACAUCCGCAUCCCCUACUGACUGCGAACAAUCUCAUCUGCAUAGAUUAGAAAUAAAUAAUCCAGCAGAUUCCACAGACAGUUGGAAAAUGUGGAAAGGAGAGAUAUUGAGAACUGAACAUGGCGUUAAAUGCUUUAUUAUUAUUUUUUUAUUUUAACUUUUAACUGGUUUUGUUUGACCCGCUUGU